AUGUUAUCCUUCAAGCCAGCUCCAGGCAAAAUAGUCAAAUCUAAAUUCACACCGGAAGAAGACAAGAAACUCAUCGAGCUCGUCAACAACUCACCAGACGUAGAUUGGAACAAGAUCGCAGCCCAAUUCACAAAUAGGAAUCCAAGACAAUGCAGAGAGAGAUGGCAGAACUAUCUUAACCCAGCUCUCUCCAGCAACAACUGGACAGAAGAGGAAGACCAAUUAAUUCUCGAGCGCUUCAAAGAAAUGGGUCCACAUUGGAAUGCUAUCGGCAGAACAUUUGUUGGACGUUCCGGAAAUGCUGUACGUAAUCGUUAUUUAGUUUUGAUGAGACACCAGCAAAAGAAAUUCCGUCUCAACAAGUUUAAUGAGUACGUUCCAUUACAAGAGAACCCAAUGAUGCCUAUGCCGAUUCUCGAGCCAAUCCAACAGAACUUCAUUGCUCAACAGAUGUACGCACAGCAAAUGAUGUUAGCUUAUCAGAUGAACGCUCAACAGAAUAAUUUCCAGUUCCAACAACAACAGAUGCAGCAAAUGAUGCAGCAACCACAACAGAUGCAACCAAUACAGGAGCCAAUCAUGCAGCAACAGCCAAUUAUGCAGCAGGCCCCUCAGAUGAACCUCAAUGUUGAACAUGAGGAAGAACACCCAGUUAAGGAUGUAUUUGAGGAUAAUAAUAUUAGUGAAAUCUUCACAGGCGGUGACGAUUUUGUGUUCUUGGACUCCAUGUUUAUUUAA
Molecule: messenger RNA, 738 nt
Organism: Trichomonas vaginalis G3
Lineage: Eukaryota; Parabasalia; Trichomonadida; Trichomonadidae
Product: RNA polymerase II transcription regulator recruiting protein
Exons: 1
Coding region: 1-738 (245 amino acids)
Biological process (GO): regulation of DNA-templated transcription
Cellular component (GO): nucleus
Molecular function (GO): RNA polymerase II cis-regulatory region sequence-specific DNA binding; DNA-binding transcription factor activity, RNA polymerase II-specific
Source: RefSeq, a predicted model, not a curated record